Papaver somniferum (opium poppy) is the source of this 618-nucleotide messenger RNA. RefSeq names its product CENP-B homolog protein 2-like. The record is from RefSeq and is a predicted model, not a curated record. NCBI's taxonomy places the organism in Eukaryota, Viridiplantae, Streptophyta, Magnoliopsida, Ranunculales, Papaveraceae. The transcript has a single exon. The coding region runs from base 1 to 618 and encodes 205 amino acids. Gene Ontology annotation, molecular function: nucleic acid binding.
AUGGAUACAAGAAAAAAAUUCCUGAUUGUGGAUAAUUGUCCUGGUCAUCCAAAAACUAUUGAAGGACUGCAAAAUGUUGAAUUACUUUUUUUGCCACCAAAGACAACUUUAAAAACUCAACCUUGUGACGCGGGGAUUAUACGAGCUUUUAAAAUGCAUUAUUGUCGUCGAUUUUAUAGAGGUCUUUUAAAAGGCUAUGAAUUAGGGCCGUCAAAUCCAGAAAAAAUAAAUGCGUUAGAUGCAAUGAAUCUUGCAAUUUCAGCAUGGACUAUCGAUGUUCGUGCAAGCACACUUUCAAACUGCUUUCGCCAUUGUAAACUUCGAUCAACAGAUAACACAAGUUUAGAAAAUUUGGAUGAACAUACAAACGGUGAAUUCACUCGAGACUUGCAAAAUCUGAUCAAGAAGUUGGGCUAUCACAAUUCAAUGAAUGUCGAAGAUGUCCAAAAAUAUCCGGAAAAAAAAGAAGUUACACAGUUGUUGACUGAUGAAGAAAUAAUCGAGAAAGUUGUGGGAACUGAUAAAGAUGUGGAAGAAGAAGAUGAAAGUUCAACAAUAGAGCCCCCUUCACGAAACGAGGCUAUUAAAGCGGCAAAAAGAAUACUCCCUAUGUCCUAA